This is a messenger RNA of Hydra vulgaris (swiftwater hydra), 2418 nucleotides long. RefSeq names its product dual specificity protein phosphatase CDC14A. Lineage: Eukaryota; Metazoa; Cnidaria; Hydrozoa; Anthoathecata; Hydridae. Gene Ontology annotation, molecular function: protein tyrosine phosphatase activity; protein serine/threonine phosphatase activity; protein tyrosine/serine/threonine phosphatase activity. Gene Ontology annotation, cellular component: spindle pole; nucleolus; mitotic spindle. Gene Ontology annotation, biological process: regulation of exit from mitosis; protein dephosphorylation; microtubule cytoskeleton organization. The record is from RefSeq and is a predicted model, not a curated record.
UUUCGUAAACACUGAAUGUAAAAUGGAGUAAUGCGCAGUUCUAAACAGAUUUUUUGAUACAGGAUUUUAAAUAAAAUUAAUUUUUAUAUUUCUUACAUUAUAUUUCUUAUAAUAUGAGCGAAGAUCAAGAUCUAUCCAAUGCAUGUGAAUUUAUCAAAGAACGACUCUACUUUGUUGCACUAAGAAACAAACCCAGAGAAACUUCUUCGCUUCAUUAUUUUUGUAUUGAUGACGAAUUAAUAUAUGAAAAUUUUUAUUCUGAUUUUGGUCCUCUCAAUAUUUCAAUGCUUUAUCGUUACUGUGAUAAAGUCAACAAGAAACUAAAGACCACAUCUCAAUCAAGAAAAGUUGUUGUACACUAUACAUCAUUUGAUAAUCGUAAACGAACUAAUGCUGCAUGUCUUAUUGGUUGUUAUGCUGUAAUAUAUUUGAAUAUGAGUCCUGAAGAUGCUCACAAGAUACUUGUUGAUGUUUAUAAUCCUCCAUACUUACCUUUUAGGGAUGCUUCAUUUGGUGGAUGUACAUAUAACUUAACAAUACUUGAUGUUUUAAAUGGUGUAAAAAAGGGAAUCCAACAUGGUUUUCUUGAUUUUGAACACUUCGAUCCCAUGGAGUAUGAACAUUAUGAGAGAGUGGAGAAUGGUGAUUUUAAUUGGAUACUUCCUGGGAAAUUCCUUGCACUUGCCGGACCCCAUGAAGAAACCAAGAUUUUUAAUGGUUAUCCCCAGCAUGCUCCUGAAUCGUACUUUGCAUACUUUCGCAAACAUAAUGUUAAAGCCAUAGUUCGGUUAAAUAAAAAAGUUUAUGAUGCUAAAAGAUUUCAAAAUGCUGGUUUUGAUCACUAUGAUUUAUUUUUUGUUGAUGGGAGUAUUCCAGAUGAUAGUAUUGUCAGGCGUUUUAAUGCUAUUGCUGAAAACACUAAAGGCGCUGUUGCUGUACAUUGUAAAGCUGGUCUGGGAAGAACAGGAACUUUAAUAGCUUGCUAUAUAAUGAAGCAUUAUCGAUUUACUGCAGCACAGGCAAUAGCAUGGAUUCGAUUGUGUCGUCCAGGAUCUAUUAUUGGUCCUCAACAGCAUUUUCUCGAAGAAAAACAAACAGCAAUGUGGAUACAGGGAGAUAUUUACAAAUCACGGUUAAAAUCAGAUAUACCAGAAAAUAAUAUUGAGAACAUUUUACAAGGAGUGGAUUCAAUAUCAUUACUUGAUUCAAACCAAGAUUUUAACCAUGAAAUUCCAAAGGAUAAUAGGCCUUUACGUGCAACUUAUCGCCACUUGAUUUCUGAGAGUGCAGAAACAAAUAAUAAUCUCAAGUUAAAUCAAACUGAUAGUAAUUUAAAACAACCUGAAAUUAGUCAAGGAGAUGAAUUACUUAUGUUAAAAUGGAAUCGAAAUAAUCAUUCUCAUCAAAAGUCACAUUUAAAUGAUGGUAUGUUAACACGUUCAAAAUUGCAAGCUAUACCACGGGCUACAUCACUCGGAAGCAAUGUUCAAAAAUCACGUUUAGUAAACACCCGUCGAGUUAAUAGAGCUUCUACUAGCCAUCACUUAUUAAGAUCGCGCUCUAAUGGAAAAAAGAACAUAGAUCUCAGUUUUACACCAAAUAUGGCUGCAACAUAUUCUAAGGUUGUGUAAUCAAUUAACCAUACUUUUUAUUAUAAAAUCUGGUUGCAGACUUUGAAUAAUUUUAUUAUGAAAAUACUUUUGUCCAGUUAUAUGUGUUAAGCUGACUAUUUUUUGACGAUAUAUUUUCAUAGAAGUUUGUAAAAUACAGGUAAAAAUGUACUCUAUCUGAUUAUUAAAAAAUAAGUAAUUUUUUUUCAGUUUUUUUUUACACCAUUUUAACUUUUAACCAUUUAAACAUUUAUUUUUUGAACUUUUGUAAAAAGUUUUCUCUUGUAGAUUAUUUUACUAAUAUAAUUUUCAGGACUUUGCAAAUAAUUUUUGAUAUCAUUAGUUUUAUUGUUAGGUUUAUAAUUUUUAAUUCUUUAAAUUUUAAUGUUUUUUAUUCAAUAAUAAAAAGAAAGAGAAAGGAAGAAAAAAAUAAAGCAAAAAAUAAAAUUCUUUUUUCAAUGCAGUUCUUUAUUUUGCAGAAUUUUAUGAAAGACUUAUGAAAGAGGAAUAUUAUUGAACUUUUAUAUUUAUUUAUUUAUUGUCUUGGGAAUUAUUACAUUAAGGAGCAAUAGCAUUUGUUUAAACUAAAUCCAAAUCUACUGCAUUUAGUGAUUAAUUUUUUUACAAACAUUUGCCCUCCUUUAAUUUUUUUUUUUUUUUUUUUUUUUUUUGCAUUUUAAAAAAAGAUUUUUGUAUUUUUUUUUUUUUUUUGAACAAAAUUCGUUUAGUUUAGUUGCGGUUGACUAUUAUCAUAUAAAUACUAUAUCCAAUAUAUAUCUAUGUAAAUAUAUUCUGCUAUUUUUUGAAA